AAUUUGUCAUGUUAGAAUGAUUCUCUGUUUUAAGCCCCAAGGAGAGUUAUCUUUCCAGUACAGAAUGUAUGAUACAGUUUACAUAAUUAAAUGUAAUUUACAUCUCGCUUGAAUGAACUUUCUCAAGCAGCAAAUCUCAUCGUUUUCUUGGAAACGCUACGAACUUCUCACCAGAGAAAGUCUGCAAUGAAAAAUCUGAACUGGCUUCCUAAGGUUGAAAGUAGAGAUGCAAGAGAUCAAUAAGGAUCAACAAAGCAUCAAGGAAGGACAAAAACAAGCCCGUGAAAAACUUGAAGCCAUUGAAGCUGAAUGUACACAACUCAGGAAGGAUACGGACCUCAUGAUCAGGCAGAGUGCUGCGAACAAGCUUAAAUCUGUGUCUCAAGUUUAUCCGAAACCGAUUAAACAGCCCAAAACCGCCCGAAGGGCAGCUUGCGGGUUUGAAACGAUCUGGGAUGAAAGGCUAACAAAGGAGAGGAAACAAGGGAGAGGAAGCAAGAGUGAAGGCAGUGACAAAACACUGUGGUUGCCCCAUGGUGGGAGAAAGUCUGCAAUGAAAAAUCUGAAGGCUGGCUUCCGAAGGCUGAAAGCAGAGAUGCAAGAGAUUGGUAAGGAACAAGAAAGCAUCAAGCAAGGACAAAAACAAGUGAGAGAAAAACUUGAAGACAUUGAAGCUGAAUGUGCACAACUCAGGAAGGACACGGACCUCAUGAUCAGGCAGAGUGCUGCGAACAAGCUUAAUCUGUGUCUCAUGUUCAAAAUCCUUAAGGCCCGUGAAGAAGGGGAUUUUCUUAAGGCCACCCAGCUUGCUCAAUUGCUUCGCACAAUAUUGAGCAGGCAGAAUGAGCAAAGGCAGGGAUCUAUAUAAUGGAAAAAUGCGGGACAAAGGUAGGGAUCUAUAUGAUGGACAAGGAAUAAUAGUCAAUAGGAUUAAGUUGUUGUUAUUAUGUUCUAUCUAGUGAAACCAGGUGCUGUGCUGUUCUGGUUAUCGUUAAAACUCUGUGUUUUUCAUUUUAAGUUUUACUGUGUUGAAUUGCAAACUUAAUGUGUUGAACUUUAUUUAUGGUUGUUAUGUUGGAAUGAUUUACUGUUUCAAGCGCCAAGGAGAGUUUUCUUUC
Rubroshorea leprosula is the source of this 1118-nucleotide messenger RNA. Lineage: Eukaryota; Viridiplantae; Streptophyta; Magnoliopsida; Malvales; Dipterocarpaceae. The record is from the annotation of a GenBank genome assembly.